AUGCAUCGCCCGGAGUCAAGGAGUCCAUAUGCAUCGCCCAUUGUAAUUGCACGGAAGAAAAGUGGGGCAAUAAGAAUGUGCAUCGACUACCGAACUCUUAAUGCAAGGACUAUCCCAGAUCAGUACACCACGCCCAGGAUUGAGGAUGCUCUGGAGUGUUUGGCAGGUAGUAGGUGGUUUUCCGUGUUGGACCUUCGUAGUGGAUAUUAUCAAAUAGCCAUGGCGAAGGAAGAUAAAGAGAAGACAGCAUUCAUCUGCCCUCUGAGUUUCUUCCAGUUCGAUCGCAUGCCCCAUGGCAUUACUGGAGCAACAGCCACGUUCCAGCAGCUGAUGGAGAAAGCCGUUGGCGAUAUGCACCUCCUACAAGUUAUAGUCUACCUCGAUGACAUCAUUGUGUUCGGACGCACGCUUGAAGAACAUGAAGAGAGAUUGUUGAAAGUAUUGGAUCGUCUGCAAGAAUGUGGUCUCAAAGUGUCAAUUGACAAAUGCCAGUUCUACCCCAUCAAGCCGUAUGUCCUACACGUGGACGCCAGCAUGAAUGGACUAGGCGCUGUCCUGAAUCAAGAACAUCCUGAAGGGCUCAGGCCAGUAGCCUAUGCAAGCCGGAAGCUGAGUGGCUCAGAGAGACGAUACCCAGUUCAUCAGCUGGAGUUCUUGGCGCUGAAAGUGGGCUGUGGUGGACAAGUUCCACGACUAAGCAGCUGA
Sinocyclocheilus rhinocerous is the source of this 705-nucleotide messenger RNA. RefSeq names its product RNA-directed DNA polymerase homolog. Bases 1 to 705 code for a protein of 234 amino acids. NCBI's taxonomy places the organism in Eukaryota, Metazoa, Chordata, Actinopteri, Cypriniformes, Cyprinidae. The transcript has 2 exons. The record is from RefSeq and is a predicted model, not a curated record.